Molecule: messenger RNA, 1515 nt
Organism: Prorocentrum cordatum
Lineage: Eukaryota; Dinophyceae; Prorocentrales; Prorocentraceae
Source: the annotation of a GenBank genome assembly
AAUCUCUCGGACAAGUUGAUGGGCCACCGCGUGCCGCAGAGCUUGAAGGCCCCCGCGUCGCAGGUCAUCGUUGAGGCCACCAAGGUUGCCGCCGCGAUGUGGGAGGCCUUGAUCAUCGACGUCUUGAAUGGCACCGAGACGUUUGACGUGAAGUUCGGCUCUGGCGUGGGCAUGUCGGCGCUUGCCAUUCUCACGAGCAUCGGUGACCUGCGAGGGCCCCUCAGAAGGUUGUUGGAGAUCGCCGCCUGCCCCGAGUCGGAUAUUCCUUCUCACAUCUUGAGCGCAUGCAAUCUCAUCGAGGAGUUCAGCUCCGCCCAGAAUUUCGACAAGAGCAAGUACCCCCGCGAGCGCGUCAUGUCCUUGAAGAGUGCAAUCGCGACCAUGUCCGCGAGCGAUCGCUUUUCAGCCGAAGUGAGAGAUGGUGUCAAAGAGUGGCUGGAGCAGAACGGCCCUGAGGAUAACAAGCUGAUGAAGUUCGUCACGGAGGAGAUGGGCAAGGUCACGGAGGGCAAAUUCCAACCUCUCAUCGACUACGUCAAGACGAUUCUCGCCACUCCGGGCGGGGAGCAGAAGAAUGUGCAAGCUGAAGUUCUUGAGGGUGCCAUGGACAUCGUCAAAAUUGCGAUCGACAGCGGCGACGUGAUGCUGAAGCGAGAGGUGUUUUUCAUGACGGCCUUGGCGAAGGCGCACGUUCCCCUGAAGGCCUUGAAGAGCUCGGUGGCGUCCGCGACCGAGGGGGGCAAGCGCGUCCAGAUCGAGGCCGGCUUCUGCAAGACGCUGGAAAGCGCCCUCAACUGCUUCAAGGACUUCAACGACCGAGCCGCCGCAGACUCCGAUCAGCUGGGCGAGUUCUUCAAACUACGAGGCGAUGGGCAUCAUCCGUGCCCCAGCUUGGUGGACAUAUGCGACGCAAGGUCUGUGACCGAUGACUUGAGGAAGAUUGGCGAAGAGUCGAUCAAUAUCGUGAGCGAGUCCUGGACCAAGAGUUUGACCGAGGACCGCGAUGCGCUCCUCAACGGCACGCCGCAGGAGUACCAGAUGAAGAAGAACGAGGUCAUGAGCGACGCCGAGCUGUUGAAGAAGAUGGUCUCCAAUGAUGAGUUCCAGAAUGUUGCCAAGCUCAGCUCCAAGGCGCAGGUCGAAUUGAACCUCAUCAAGAAUGUCCAGGCCGGCCCCAUCAAGCUUGUCGGCCCCGAGCUGUUCAAGUCUGCCGGCGACGCCUGCGCCGUGAGCGCUGGGUACGUGACCACGACCUACGCCGUGUUCCGCAUGUCAUCAGAGCUGGCCCCGAUGGCGAAUAGCAAGGGUCGCAGGGUGGCGGCGCAGCGUCUGAAAGACGAGCUCUCCAAGAAGAAGCAGUGGGUCAACCUCAGCGCCGACGUUGCGGCGGCCUUGGACAGGAUGAUCACGGGGACGAUGGAGGACGCCGAGGCCGACUCCAUCAAGGCCAUCGUCCCCGAGGAGGGCGACGCAGAGGAGGGCGACGCCGACGGCGCCGCAGAUGCUGCUGCGUGA